Molecule: messenger RNA, 984 nt
Organism: Rotaria socialis
Lineage: Eukaryota; Metazoa; Rotifera; Eurotatoria; Philodinida; Philodinidae
Source: the annotation of a GenBank genome assembly
AUGUUAAUUAAGACAGUCAAGACAGAGAUUAGCAAUUUACUGGGUUCAAAUGAAAUGAUGAUGUCAAAUCCAGGUAAUUCCUUACAUUUAUCAAAAGAUCAAUCGAUUUUAUUACGACGUAUAUUACUGCUAGGCCUAGAUACUUCUUAUGAACAAUUGCCUUCACAUAAUUCACAAGCACAAGCACCAACAGGAAAUUGGAAUAAAAUGCAAAUGAAACAUAAUGAAGGAAAAUUUAAACAAAUGCAUGGAAGCUCAUCACCAUGUUAUUCAGCAUCACCAUCAUCAUUAAUAUCUUCCAUUGCUGCAACAUCAAUGAAAGAUCAACUCGAUUUCAAUGGUAAUCAAACUUGUCCAGCUCCUCUAUUACAACCAUUAAUUUCUCAAGCAUCAUUACAACAACAACGAUAUAUGUCUUCACAAUACCAAGCCAAUCCAUUACUUCAACAAAGUUCUUCUACAUAUUUUGGAAAUAGUUUAUCAUAUUGUCCUCCACAGCAAGAACAAGAUAAUCGAAUUUAUCCAUCAACUGCAAAUACUACUAAUACAGAUUCGAUAAAUUCAAAUUGUUGGGGUGUUCAAUCUUCACCAAUCUAUCAAACAAAACAUUAUGCAUAUCCAGAUACAACUAUUUAUAUGCAAUCACCAUCAACAAAUGUGCCUAAUACAAAUCCAGUGUAUUAUCAUAAAUCACCAGUUUCGAUUUCUCCUUCACCACAAAAUAAUACUAUGGUUCUACCAUCACCAAUCUCUGGUUGCCCAUCUUCAUUAUUCAUUGAUCAUGAUAAUGAUACAAUUCGUCAAUCACAGUCACCACCAUGUCUUCCAUCACAAGAAUAUAAGAAUAAACUAAUAACGUUUGGUCAAACGCCACAACAUGAUACAUUCUAUCAAAAUUCAUCACAACAACCAUUACAUAUUUCACCAGAACCAUCAUAUGGCACUCAAAUUUCACUAGCAUAUGGAGAAUAUUAUCCAGAAUAA